Colletotrichum phormii is the source of this 417-nucleotide messenger RNA. RefSeq lists its product as uncharacterized. NCBI's taxonomy places the organism in Eukaryota, Fungi, Ascomycota, Sordariomycetes, Glomerellales, Glomerellaceae. The record is from RefSeq and is a predicted model, not a curated record. The transcript has a single exon. The coding region runs from base 59 to 316 and encodes 85 amino acids.
CAACUGAUUUCUUUGCAUUAAACGGUACCCCAAGUUUUCAACUGGCUGCUUGAACGCCAUGCCUGAGAAAGUCUGGGAAUCCUGCAAGAUCUUGACCAAUUCCAGCACAGAUUGUCUUUCAUUUCAUUGCCAUUGCCAUUGCCAGCCAUGGCCUGGAUCGUGGCUCCAUCGACUCCAACCCCUUUUCGAGCUUGCGUUGGUGUACGCCGCUUCCCAACGAAGGCAUUUGAUGAAUUUUAUUAGUCUGUCGACAAGGGCAAUCCUGACUACUCGAGAAUUGCUGGUGAACAGCACGCGCUUAGAUCCCAGGACAUGAAGCAAAGAGUAUUAUUGAAAGCGCGAGGUUUUGGUACGCAGCGUACGAACGAGUCACUGGCAUCUUGUCUUCGAAGCGUCACCUAAUUGAAGAUGCCGACC